Messenger RNA from Pan troglodytes (chimpanzee), 1632 nucleotides. It is a transcript of the gene BANF2, whose product is annotated as BANF family member 2. The record is from RefSeq and is a predicted model, not a curated record. Gene Ontology annotation, molecular function: DNA binding. Gene Ontology annotation, biological process: chromosome organization. The transcript is spliced from 5 exons. Bases 1285 to 1572 code for a protein of 95 amino acids. Gene Ontology annotation, cellular component: condensed chromosome; nucleus. NCBI's taxonomy places the organism in Eukaryota, Metazoa, Chordata, Mammalia, Primates, Hominidae.
GGACAUACAGCAGUGAACAAAACCGAUGCAAAGCCUCUCCACAAGGAGGUGUGGGAUGGGAGGUGGACAGUCAGCACAAAACCAAGACAAUUUCAAGUACUCAUAAAACACAGUGAUGGGACAGAGUGGGAGGAGGCUAUUUUGGGAUGAUUAGGUAAAGCCCCAAGAGACACUGGAGCUGAAAUCUGAAUCACCCGAGGGAACCAGCUGUUGAAGAUGCGGGAGCAGAGGUCUUCUAGGUGCAGGGAUCAGCAUGUGCAAAGGCCCUGAGGCAGGAGGGUGUUCGACAAUCUUAGGAACUGAGUGGAAGCUGGUGAGGAAGUAGUGCUCGUGAGCAAGGAGUUAAGAGGUCAGAAACAAAGGUGGGCAGUAGGGGGAAAGUCACGGGUAUACCGGUAGAAGAAAAAGCUGCCCUGGAAUUUCAAGUCCAUCACAGAAGAUGUGCAAGGAGCUGGGGGUACCCACGGAAGUCACUUUGUGCAGGAAAACUGUAUGAAGGAUGGACUUGGUUUAACUGAAUUGACGCAGGCCAGGUGAGAAUAGGAACCGUGGCAGCAAGUGGCAGCAGGUGGAUUCAUAAGCAGUCUUCCAGGCUGAUGUUUUCUGUGCAGCAGACAUCCCUCACUCUUUCCCAGCAACCCCGGCUGAGAACAGCACCCAGACAGGCUGAUUUCUUCUGGAGAGGCCUGAGGUUCUUGCUCCUGCCCUGCCCUGUGCCCUGAUGCCAGCAGCCACUGCAGCCCUUUUUGUGCUCACCCCCGACCUGUGGUGUGACGUCACAAUGUAGUCCAUUCAGGAUCUUGAGACUGACUUGCCCCAUGGGCCUAAGACAUAAGCUGAACCUCUGGCCUGCAGUUCCAGAUCCAAGGUGACUGAGACAAACUGCCGGCUGCCACUGGCUUAUCAGGAGCACCUGGGCUAUCUUAGUUUCCACUGCUGCAGCCUGUGGUCUGGACAUUUGCCCAUGGUUGUGAGGUCCCCAUGCAUGGGACUUCUUCCUCCUGACUCCAGGCUUCAGUUCACCCAUCAGGCCUUAAAGCAUCUUCUGCCCUAUCUUGCCCUGAACUUUUUGCUGCAAAAACCAAGGGCACUGCCUCAAGCUUAUCUUCCCAGCCACUGUUUACUGCUGCUACAUUGUUGCCCAAGACACUUCAGAAGUGACCGUUUUUGUCAUCUCCUGCCAAGUCCUGGAAGGCAAGCCACCAAGUCCCAUGCACCAUUCCCACAGCCUGACAACCUUCCUGACUCUACCCACUGGAAUCUAAAGAGUCUGCCCACUUCUGGAUGUUUGUUCAGGAGAUGGACGACAUGUCUCCCAGGCUGAGAGCCUUCCUCUCCGAACCCAUUGGAGAAAAGGAUGUCUGCUGGGUGGAUGGCAUCAGCCAUGAGCUCGCGAUCAAUUUGGUCACCAAAGGUAUCAACAAGGCCUACAUCCUGCUGGGACAAUUCCUUCUGAUGCACAAGAAUGAAGCCGAGUUUCAGAGGUGGCUCAUUUGCUGUUUUGGUGCCACUGAGUGUGAGGCCCAGCAGAGUUCUCACUGCCUCAAGGAGUGGUGUGCCUGCUUCCUGUAGACACAAACCUCAUUGCUGCCCCCCACCACCCCCUGGGGAAAAUGACGCCUUCUCCACCUA